Messenger RNA from Poecilia reticulata (guppy), 1491 nucleotides. The record is from RefSeq and is a predicted model, not a curated record. Lineage: Eukaryota; Metazoa; Chordata; Actinopteri; Cyprinodontiformes; Poeciliidae.
GAUGGGGAUUAUUCUAAAGUUCUCAAAACACAGAUUGAAGACAAAGCUAAAGAAUGUCCCUCACCUGUACCAGCAGUGCUUCCAACUUUCACUGAAGAAGAGAAGGCGAGGAUCAAGGGAACUUCUGACUUUUUUGGUUUAAAUCAUUAUACCUCCCGUUUAGUGAGCAGCAGUGUAGGUGGGUGCACCCCUGGACCUGCAGGAGUUGGAGACUUCCAGGCUAAAGUGGACCCCUCAUGGCCUGCUACAGCAUCAGACUGGAUCUACUCCAUGCCCGCAGGACUACGGUCACUUCUGAGCCACAUUAAAACAAAUUAUCUAGCCGUUAACAAUGUGCCCAUUUACAUAACUGGGAAUGGCAUGCCAACARAUGACAGUGGAGACACCCUGAAUGACACUAGCAGAAUCGAGUACAUGAGGGGUUACAUUAGUGAGGCCCUAAAAGCUAUUGAACUCGAUAAAGUGGAUGUGCAGCGAUUUACAGUGCAAUCACUUAUGGAUGGAUUUGAGGGAAAUAAAGGGUACAGUGAAAGAUUCGGACUUCACCAGGUUAAUUUUGUAGAUGGAUACAGGCCGAGGACACCAAGGCAGUCAGCAUAUUUCUUUGCUSAGAUCAUUGAGCAAAAUGGUUUUGUUUCACRAAAACAAGAUCAUUUUSAAGGUGUGAAAAUAUCACCACCUCGCCGUUCCACCCCACUGCCACCCUCAGAGGUCCCAUCAGCAUCAAAGGCUGUCUGGGAAAAAUUUACACCACAGAAAAGGUUAGAUAGACAAAUGUAUCACUAUGGUACAUUCUCACAAGACUUCUUAUGGGGCGUCUCAUCUUCAGCUUACCAGAUUGAGGGUGGAUAUAACCAGGAUGGGAAAGGACCCAGUGUAUGGGAUGUAGUCAGUAAUAACCCAGGUAGUGGUAUUCCUGAAGAUGUGAAUGGAAAUGAAGCCUGUGACAGUUACAAUAAACUUGAUGGAGACCUUUACAUGCUGCAAGCUUUGAAAGUGAAGUCAUACAGAUUUUCUUUGUCGUGGUCCAGAAUCUUUCCCAAUGGYAGACGUGCAUCCCUGAACCAAAAGGGUGUUGAUUAUUACAACAGACUUAUUAAUGGCCUCUUGGCCAGAAAAAUCACCCCAAUGGUCACAAUUUAUCACUGGGACCUCCCACAAGCUCUACAAGACAUUGGUGGCUGGCAGAAUGUAGAGAUGAUUGACAUUUUUAAUGAUUAUWGUGACUUCUGCUUUGCCACCUUUGGUGACAGAGUAAAAUUCUGGAUGACCAUGAAUGACCCUCAAGGACUUACUCGUUCCUAUGCCCUUGCUUUACGGUCUUCUUUGGUGAGGUCCUCAGAUAAACGGAUGUUGAGCUCCCUGCAGAUGGGGGGGUUGUUUAGUGGAACACCAGAGUUCAUCCCUGAAGGUCCGACCUGUAAACUGCACAAUGAUCUGCCUUGGGCGGUUGGUGUUGUUCGGGCCAAGACGGUGCAGUGUCGAGAAUAA